UUGACUACCCGUUCGGUCGCAAGUUCCCAUCGAAUCCUCUCAACCAACCAACCAACCACCAAAAACAAACCAACAAACACCAUGAAGUGCACCAUCGCCAUCGUAUUCGCCGCCCUCUUCGCCGUCGUCCUGGCCGCUCCCGCUCCCGAUGCGGAGGCCCAGAUCCUGCGCCUGGAGUCCGACGUCCAGCCCGAAGGCUACAACUUUGCUUUGGAGACCAGCGAUGGCAAGAAGCACGAGGAGCAGGGACAGCUGAAGGAUGUGGGCACCGAGCACGAGGCCAUCGUGGUGCGCGGAUCCUACUCCUUCGUGGCCGAUGAUGGCCAGACCUACACCGUCAACUACAUCGCCGACGAGAACGGAUUCCAGCCCGAGGGAGCCCAUCUGCCCAAUGUGCCCAUCAGCAACUAAGCGGAAUCGGAUACGCUAACCGAGAGCUGUUCUAUCUAUAAUGGUUUCUAGUUGAUUAUUAAAUAAACGCGGCAAGAAAAUCGAA
Molecule: messenger RNA, 496 nt
Organism: Drosophila ficusphila
Lineage: Eukaryota; Metazoa; Arthropoda; Insecta; Diptera; Drosophilidae
Gene: Lcp65Ac
Product: larval cuticle protein 65Ag1
Exons: 2
Coding region: 82-411 (109 amino acids)
Cellular component (GO): chitin-based extracellular matrix
Molecular function (GO): structural constituent of chitin-based larval cuticle
Source: RefSeq, a predicted model, not a curated record